Messenger RNA from Durusdinium trenchii, 6507 nucleotides. NCBI's taxonomy places the organism in Eukaryota, Dinophyceae, Suessiales, Symbiodiniaceae. The record is from the annotation of a GenBank genome assembly.
GGGAGGUCUUCCUGCUUUACACACCGAACUGAUCCCAGAUGUAAUUCUUGACCAGACACUAUUUGUCAUUCCACGAGUAGUCUCAGUACAAUAAAGAUGGAUGAUGGAGGGCUUAGCAUGGAGGAAGAUCGGGUUCGUGCCUUAGUGUAGGUGUGUGUGUGUGUGAGUGUGUGUUCAAGGGCAUGCAUGCCUGUGCCAUGCAUGCCUGUGCCAUGCAUGUGUUGGUUUGGCUCAAGCAAACGCUGCAUUUGCCGCGACAGCAACGUGUAUUUGUAUUUCAGCCUCUUCGCUAAGUUUGACCAUGGGAUCUGGUGCUUCGACCGAUGCCAAGGGGAUGAUCGAGGGCAAGUCCCCCGAAGAGAUCGCCGCCGCACUGAAGGAGCUGCCGGCAGAUCAGUUGCAGAAGAUUUGGGCCUGCGUCGAUGCAAAGACCCCAUGCCCAGGGCCCGUGGAUUGCAGCAGCAUCACUGUGGUGGCCAAGGACUACAAGGGCAUGUUGGAACAACCAUCUGCGCCCAAGUACAAGGGCGCGCUCGCCCAGAUCUACGUCCGCAGCCAGCCCUAUGGAGGCUCUGACAAGAGCAACAAUGGCCACCGCUAUGAUUCCAUCCCGAUUGUGAACGGCAUGAUCAACGCUGGAAUGAGCUGUCAGUUGAUCCACUACACACAUGAGGAGCAUGACAAGUUCUUUGAACUUUGCAAGUCGUUCGACUUUAUCAUUGUUCGCUGCAACCCAGGCCAAAUCAAAGCCGAUGGUGGCGACCAGCAGAAGUUCGACGACGGCAUGCGCGUGCUCCGCAAGAGCGGAAAGCAGGUUUGGCCCUCCCCGGACGUUAUGGAGAAGAUGGGCGCCAAGGACGCUUUGUGCAAAGUUGCCACCAUGAACAUCGGCUUGGAGGAUACCUUGGCCUAUUACUCACCCGAUGAGUUCGCUGCCGGUUUCAAGAAGACCAUGGCCUUCCAGCCGCGGGUGAUCAAGCAGAAUCGCGGCUCUUCCGGCGAAGGAAUUUGGAUCAUCAAGCUGAAGGAUGAGAACUACUGCAAGGAGUACGGCGAGAGGUCGUGCGAGGACUCUGAGAAGCUGAUUCUCAUGGAGGCUAACGACAACCACGAGGAGGAGCACACGGUCGCUGAGUUCAUCGAGUUCUGCGUCAAUGGCCGCAACGACAAGUCGGGCGAAUGGACCUCCAAGGGCGUGGGCAAGUACUUGGAGGGUGGCAAGGAGGCAGGUGGCCAAUUGGUGGAUCAGCGCUUUUGCCCUCGCAUUGUGGAAGGCGAGCUUCGCUACAACCUCAUCGGCGACUCUUUGAUUGGCGUCAUCCACAAGAAGCCCAAGGAGGGAGGCAUCUCUGCCGUGGGAGGUCUUUGCUGUUUCCCGCCACGCGCGCGGGCGGUGGCCGCCGAUGCGGCCGUCUCGGUGACCGGAUUGGCACGAUGCUUUUGGCCUCUCCGUGCCUUCUCUGAGAAGGAAACAACAUCCUCGACCUGGAUUUGGCAAGUCUGCCGGCGAGUGUUUUUUAAUGAUACGGCGACCACCGAGAUCUACACCUUCUAUGGCCCGGAGGAACCACUGUUCAAGAGCCUCACUGAGAACUUCUUGAAGAAGGACAGAGACUUGCCCCAUGUGAUGCCUUCAUUGGACUUGGCCGAUGAGCCCUUGCCGCUCUGGUGGACCACCGACUUCAUCAAUGCCUCGCCACCGGGCACCGCUGCUGAGGAGGAGAAAUGGAUUGUGGGCGAGUUCAACUGCUCUUGCGACGAUACUCCCAAUGCCAGCUGGGAUGACAUCUCUGAGGAAGACAAGGCCGAGGUUGCCACGGUGCCGCGGACCGCGACGGAGCUUCCGCGAUGUAUCGACAUCUCCCAUCCAGAGAUGGCCAAGUUGGUGCCCAAUGACUACGACCGCAUCCGUGACGGGGCCGAGGUGGAAGUCAUCAACUCCGCGACUCAGCCAGAUAAGACAGCCCCCUUGGGCGUAAAGCUCACAUCGCCUCCCAAGGUGAAUUUUGCGGAGGGCUAUAUCUACCGCUUAGACCGCUUGGCGAGCACCGAUCAGACCCGACGGAUGCUUGAUGCCCUGAAGGUGAUUCUGAAAAAUCCAGUAGUAGAUCCUUCUCCAAUGAUUCCGCAUGAAGUUCUACGGAAGUUGAUUUGCAACCCCGUGGACAAAACGCUGAAGCAGGCGAAUCUUCAACACCUGCCCUUAGAGUCCGUGGACUUCAGUGGGAGCAAACAGAAGAUGGAAGGGCUGAGCGCCUUUCAGCAGGAGGCGAAACACGUCUAUGCACACCUGCUCAACAAGAGUCAAAUCGACUCUUUGGUGCUCUCCUCAACGCGUCGAUUGACACUGAUCCAAGGGCCACCCGGGACCGGUAAGACCACGACAGCCGUUCAGAUCGUCGCGGCAAUGGUCCGGUAUGGCCUUGUGGACCUGCCAAUCCUCGUUACUGCUGACAGCAAUACUGCUGUGGACAACCUGGUGAAGGGCAUCGGCAAGACGGGGGUGAACAUCGUCCGGGUGGGACGACCGGAAGCCAUCCGGGAAGAUGUUAAGAGCUAUGCUUUAGAUGGGCGCUGGAAGGAGCAGCGCGAGCAGAUGAUGCUGUCAAGGGAUUUUGGGUGUGGAGACCUCAAGAAGGCGGAGGUCGUGUGCGCCACCUGUAUCGGAGCCUCUGGCACCACCCUGGACAAGGUGCGUUUUCCCACAGUCAUCGUGGAUGAGUGUACGCAGGCUGCAGAAACUGCAGCCCUGGUUCCUAUUGCCCGGGGAUGCCAGCAGGCGAUUCUCAUCGGUGACCAGUGUCAGUUGCCUCCCACUGUGCUCUCGGAUGUUGCGGAGACGGAGAACCUGGGGGAGUCCUUGUUCACGCGUCUGGUCACACAAGGGGUUAGGCCGUGCCUUUUGGACACGCAAUACCGUAUGCAUCCCCUCGUGGCCGAAUUCGCCUCGGCGGCCUUCUACAACGGUCGGCUGCAAAAUGGCGUGUCUCACAUCCACCGGAAGCCGCCGGAGGGUUUUCCCUGGCCACAGAGGCAUAUGCCCGUGGCCUUCAUUAACCUGGAGAAGUGUGAAGAGAAGCGUGAAGGACUUGGUCGGAUUGGAAUCCGCUUGGAAUUUUCUGGACAUGGCUCCUCGUACAUCAAUCCUGCAGAGGCUGAAAAGACCAUGUGGGCUCUCUUGGAGGUCACGAAAAAUGGUAAGAUCGGCCCCGAGGAUGUGGGUAUUGUGACGCCAUACAAGGGACAAGUGAGGCUAUUGAAGAAGCUCAUCAAUGAGCGACCUGGCCUUCAGAAGUUCCGCAGUGGCCUUGAGGUGGAAUCUGUGGACAGAUUUCAGGGACAGGAGAAGGAGGUCAUCAUUUUUUGCGCGGUCAGAAACAACCGCGAAGGCAAGGUGGGCUUCUUGUGCGACUGGCGACGGUUGAACGUCAUGCUCACGCUCAUUUGGGCCGCGGCUCGUGGCGCCAUCUGUGGGGAGAGCGCCAAGGGGAACUGGGUGCCAAGGUAUCUCGUGGACGACCGCGAUGGCAUCUGGACAGUGAAGCAAGGCAUCAUUGAGGAAGUCCAAAAGGGUAUCGAAAAGAAGAAUCCCGCAGGCGGCAAUGAUGCGCCAGCUAAAGUAGAGCAGAAGGAGGAGGAUAUCCUUGACAGAAGCACUGGUUCGCAGGUGUACUUGACAGCUGUCAAGGUCUUGUCAGACCCCGCGGAGCUUCCGGAAGCCGACCCAGAGGCUGCGAAGGCCGUGUGCUCAGUCCGCCUCAAGAAGACGCCGGUGGACUCUGAACUCCUGAGCCGGUGGGUGUCAUGCCGAAAUGCCUCGUUGGGAGGAGCCUUGCUGACCAAAGCGCAGCAAACAGUGGUGGACUUGGUGCUGCGUGGUCACAAUGUCUUCUUGACAGGUGCUGCGGGCUCCGGGAAGUCGGUCGUCCUGGAAGCAGUGAACCACCAAGCCAAGCGUCAAGUGGCACUGACCGCGGCAACUGGUGGGGCGGCAUUGCUGAUUGGUGGAGAGACCACGCAUGCGUGGGCAGGAUUGGGGCAGGCCACAGGCUCUGCGGAGGAGCUGGUGCAGCGAGUGCGCUCGGAUGCUGCUGCCUGCCAUCGCUGGACUGGGACCACGUUACUGGUCAUCGAUGAGGUCUCGAUGAUCUCAGCGCGCUUGUUGGAUAUUCUGGACCUUUGUGGUCGCGCUGCACGGGGAACGGUUCAGCGUCCUUUCGGAGGCUUGCAAGUGCUUCUUUGCGGAGACUUCCAUCAGCUGCCGCCGGUGAGUCGGAAAGAGGGCUGGGCGUUCCAGGCCAAGGUGUGGGCGGAGGCCAUCAGCAUCUCCUUGGAGCUCACGGAGGUGCUUCGAACCGAUCCUGAGGAGCAGCAGCUCGCGCUGGCCUUGGAGGAGGUGAGGAAGGGCCAAGUUGGGCAAAGCUCCUGGCAGUUCUUGGAGUCUUUGGCAUCCAAACCCAGGCCGCGAGACCGUUGCCCUGUGGUGGUGGUGCCCACCAAUCGCCAGGCAGAUCAGAUCAACGAGGCAGCCUUGAAAGCCUUGAGCGCUCAGGCGGAGGUCCACUGCUACUCAGCGGUGUGCAUGGGCCAGCGGACGAGGAAGGAGGUGCCUCAAGAACUUUGCCUUUGCCAGGGCGCUGUAGUGGUGCUCACCGCAAGCAUCAGGGUGGGUCCUCAAGGUGACGUGAAGUGGGCCAACGGGCUUCGUUGCUGUGUCACAGGCUUCGUGGAACUGCCACGGCGGGUCUUCGACCACCGGCAUCCUGACUUCGAUCCGGUCAGCCGCAGCCUGCGUCAGUUCCUGCUGCGACACGAGGGAAAGUUGCCAAAGCUUCAGGCUUUGCAAGACACUGAUGUUGGAGAGCAGGUCCUCUAUCCUGUGCACUUCGGAGAGGACACGGGCACUGAGGACGGAGGUCUAGUGCAGUUGCCUCUCCGUUUGGGUUGGGCCUUGACCGCUCAUCGCGCGCAGGGCGCCUCGCUGGAGACCGGUGCUGUGGCCAUGCUGCGGGGGCUCUUCUCGCCCGGGCAGGCCUACGUCACCCUGUCACGGUGCCGGCGUGCGAAAGACCUGUGGAUCGAAGGCCUACCUGCCCGCAGCUCCGAUGGGCAUGUGGCGGCCUUUGCUCCAGAGCCUGAGGUACAGUCCUUUUAUGCGGCCAUGCGGGAGCUCAUCGACGACGCCCGCGUGCCCAUCCUAAGCCCGACGCCCAGCAUUGAGCGGAGGAGAGGAAGAUGCGCUUCGCCUGCCGUCCGAGCCGAUCCGAAACCGCCCAGGGGUGACCUGUGGCCCACGAGGUUCCAGCGCGUGGGGGCGGCUCCACGGCCCACCGAGCCGCCACCGCCGGUGGCGCCGCUGGUGACGUUGACCUUGCGCUGUGUGAAGUGGUGGCUUACCCACGCUGGCCCGGCCGCCGAGGAGUAUCGGAGCUGGGCGAUGGGAAAACCGUGUGGUCCAACGACGGUCAUGUUUUUGGCCGUGACUGCCUGGCUGUUGAUGGCAGUCCACGUGUGCUCCUUGAAGGAGAACCAACACGAGGCCUCAGUGCCGCGCCCCAGUCAGUGCCACGCCUCAGUGCCGCGCAAGGUCUCUUCGACCCAGCGCCCCAUGGCGCCACGCCCAGACGACGAGGCUCAGAGCACAAACCACAUCAGUUCCAUGUUCCAGAGCUCGGUGGAUGUUCGCACCCCGGGCGCCGAGCUUGGCCGCGCUCCUCUCUUCCCUGGCAGCAUUUUUCGGUGGGACGCCCUGGGCGUUCUUCUGCCAGAACGUUUGAUACCCGUAGGUCACUACCAGUCCUUGGAGUGCUUGGAUGGAGUCCUUUGCUUCUCAGCGGAUGGGGCUUCCUCCCACUUCAGGCAGUCUCCAAGCAAAGAUCUCGUGUCCUACAACACGGCUUUGAGCUCUUGUGAAAAGGGUGAGCAAUGGCUGCGGGCCUUCAGUCUCUUCAGCACUGUGGCGCCCAGCGUCAUCACCUACAAUGGUUGCUUGAGUGCCACAGCCAAAGUGCAGUUGUGGCGCGCUGCUCUCGACCUGCUCCAGCUCAAUCCUCGGCCCAGCCUCAUCAGCUUUAACACUGUGAUGAGUGCCACCGAGAGAGGACGGCAGUGGCACAUGGUCGCUGACCUGUACAUGCAGCUUUCGCAGCAGCAGCUCCAGCCCGAUGCCUUCGCUCACGCAGCCUUUGCAGCGCACACGCCCUGGCGCCGGGCGCUGGCGGCGCUGGCGCGGGCAGCGCUGGGACAGCACCGACAACAGUCUUUAGUCGCCUUCCUGGAGCUCGUUCAGAGCUGUGAGCAAUCCACCUCAUCUUCGUACAUCUUCCCAGCGCUCAUGGCAGAGCUAAGCCGGUUGGCCCUGCGGCACAGCCGGAGGUCUCCGCCUCUCACUGAGACCACCGGCUGAGACGGCAGAGGAUCUGAUCGGCAUGGUGGGGCGUCAUGGCUGAGACGACUUAGGACUCCACAACACCCCUGGACAUCAUCAUCUCUCUGUUUUUGUGAUGC